UCCAGUUCAAGUCCGGCGGCUGCACACGGCACCAAUCAUAAUCAAAACACGUGGACUGACUGAGAUAGAGUCUAGCAACAUGGCCGACACUGUGGGAAAGACGAUAACCUGCAAAGCAGCAGUGGCAUGGGAAGCCAAGAAACCCUUGACGAUGGAAACCAUCGAGGUGGCACCGCCCAAGGCAGGAGAAGUACGAGUAAAGGUUCUUGCUACUGGAGUGUGUCAUACAGAUGCCUACACACUGGACGGGUUCGACUCGGAGGGACUGUUCCCGGUUGUCCUCGGCCACGAGGGUGGAGGAAUAGUGGAGAGUGUGGGUGAAGGAGUCACGACUGUGAAGCCAGGCGACCAUGUUAUCCCAUGCUACAUCCCUCAGUGCUAUGACUGCAAGUUCUGCAAAAGCACCAAGACCAAUCUGUGCUCCAAGAUAAGAUCUACUCAAGGUGCUGGUGUAAUGCCCGAUGGUACGUCCAGGUUCACUUGUAAGGGGAAGCAACUCUACCACUUCAUGGGCACCAGCACAUUCAGUGAAUACACUGUAGUUGCUGAAAUAUCAGUUGCCAAGGUGGAUGAGCAGGCCCCCCUGGACAAAGUGUGCCUUCUGGGAUGUGGGAUAUCUACCGGAUACGGUGCUGCCCUCAACUCUGCUAAUGUUGAGGCUGGAUCGACUUGUGCUGUAUGGGGUCUUGGUGCUGUGGGUCUCGCUGUCAUCAUGGGAUGCAAGAAAGCAGGAGCCAGUCGUAUCAUCGGCAUUGACAUCAACCCAGACAAGUUUGAGAUUGCCAAGCAGUUUGGAGCUACAGAAUCAGUGAAUCCCAAAGAUCAUGACCGCCCCAUCCAGCAGGUUCUGGUGGAAAUGACUGACGGAGGUCUUGAUUAUACGUUUGAAUGUAUCGGCAGUGUGGCAACUAUGAGAGCAGCUCUGGAGUCUUGUCACAAGGGAUGGGGAGUGUCCACCGUCAUCGGCGUCGCCGCUGCUGGGCAGGAGAUCUCCACACGCCCAUUUCAACUGGUCACUGGACGUGUGUGGAAGGGGUCCGCUUUCGGGGGCUGGAAGAGUCGAGACAGCGUGCCCAGACUGGUGGAGGAGUACAUGAAGAAAGAGCUGAAGGUGGACGAGUUUGUCAGCUUCUCGUUUCCGCUGGAGGAAAUCAACACUGCCUUUGACUACAUGCACAGUGGCAAGAGUAUUCGCUCUGUGGUGAAGCUGAGCUAGAUGCAGCGAGUUUCCCAACAUCCUCGGGGACUACACGAGACUACACAGCAAGACUACACAACGUGACGACACUACAACUUCAUGGAAUUCCCUCCAUGGUCAACCAAUCAUCUUGUACAGAGAGAAGCAAUUGUGCAGUUUAAUGGUUAAUACGGCAAUAGGAUUCAAUGGAUCAAAGAAAUGUAUUUUGUAAUGAUUUUUAAAUGAUUCCACAACUUACGACUACAGGCAGAAAUUGUGUUUCUCAGUAUGGAUCGGUGGAACUUCUUUCUUACAACUGUACUCAAGAUGGAGUCGAUUAAAUUUCUUGAUUUCUUAAGAGUCA
Molecule: messenger RNA, 1541 nt
Organism: Haliotis rufescens (red abalone)
Lineage: Eukaryota; Metazoa; Mollusca; Gastropoda; Lepetellida; Haliotidae
Product: alcohol dehydrogenase class-3 chain L-like
Exons: 11
Coding region: 80-1216 (378 amino acids)
Biological process (GO): formaldehyde catabolic process
Cellular component (GO): cytosol
Molecular function (GO): zinc ion binding; S-(hydroxymethyl)glutathione dehydrogenase [NAD(P)+] activity
Source: RefSeq, a predicted model, not a curated record